Messenger RNA from Trichobilharzia regenti, 606 nucleotides. The record is from the annotation of a GenBank genome assembly. Lineage: Eukaryota; Metazoa; Platyhelminthes; Trematoda; Strigeidida; Schistosomatidae.
AUGUCAACGAACCGUCCGUUGCAGGUAGUCAAUUCGAGUGACAGGAGCACAGAUUUAAGUGGAAUUUUUGCUGAAUACAUACUUGGAAAGCGUUUCUUCAGCUGGGAUGAAUUUGAGAAGUCAUUAGCAGAAUUUCAAAAAUUAUCCUACACUCACUAUGUUCAUAAUUGCAGCAAAACGAUACCGGAUGCCAGGUUUAAGUACGCUUAUGUUGGUUUUAAAUGCACUUUUGGAGUGAAUCGUACAAGACCUGGAUUGAAAUUGAAAAACAAGUCGUCUAAAUGUUGCAAUUGCUCGUCUUCAUUUCGCGUGGUUUUGCAUUAUAGUGAAUACAUAAUUGCUUCCCACAAUAUGGUGCAUAACCAUCCAUGCAGCAGGGUGUACAUGCAGAAUGACCCAUGGUAUAGACGACUAACAGUUGAAGAGAAAGAAAAUAUUGAACCACUUCUUCAGCAAUCCCACUCAUCCGAUGAAAUAAUAAUGCAUGUUAAGGAGAAGUACAACAAGGAUAUAACUCGCAUUGACGUUAAAAAUAUGAAAGCCGCAGUGAAUAAAGGUAACGUUGACGUACUUGUUACAUACUUAAGGUAUUUCGAGUCGUCGUGA